This is a messenger RNA of Lucilia cuprina (Australian sheep blowfly), 2919 nucleotides long. RefSeq names its product DNA polymerase iota (gene PolI). The record is from RefSeq and is a predicted model, not a curated record. Gene Ontology annotation, biological process: translesion synthesis. NCBI's taxonomy places the organism in Eukaryota, Metazoa, Arthropoda, Insecta, Diptera, Calliphoridae. Gene Ontology annotation, molecular function: damaged DNA binding; DNA-directed DNA polymerase activity. The coding region runs from base 129 to 2528 and encodes 799 amino acids. The transcript has 3 exons.
UGCAACCAUACAAAAAUGCAACUCUGUAGAAAGUUAUUAAUUUUCUUUUUGUUGUGAAAUCUUCCCAAAAAAUUUAGAAAAACAAUUAAUUUUAUUUAAAACAUAAAAUUCGCCAUUUGACGACCGCCAUGGAUUUCUCAAACAUGCUCAGUAAGAAUGAGCCACACCAACGUACUAUCAUACACCUGGAUAUGGAUUAUUUUUAUGCUCAAGUAGAAGAAUUACGUGAUAAUUCGUUGCGCGCAAAACCGUUGGGUGUUCAGCAAAAAAAUAUUGUUGUCACAUGCAACUAUAAUGCAAGAGCUCGAGGCAUAAGAAAGCUAAUGCUGGUCGCCGAAGCAAAACGACUAUGUCCCGAAUUAGUACUGGUCAAUGGGGAAGAUUUAACGCCAUACCGACAGAUGUCACAAAAAAUAUUUGAAUUGCUUCUUAAUUUUACACCGUUUGUGGAAAAAUUAGGUUUCGAUGAAAAUUUUAUGGACGUCUCAUCGCUAGUCGAAAAGCGCGAACAACAAAAACAACAUCAGCAACAACAGGAUCAAGACUGCGACGACAUUGAUUUACCACCAGUUAUAGGUCACAUAUAUCCAUCAGAUGGAGCCACAUUAAAUGCAUGCAGUUGUGGAUGCGCUCAUCGUUUAGCGCUAGGCACGCAAAUCGCUCAAGAAAUACGACAGGAACUUCUGGACAAAUUAGGAGUUACCUGUUGUGCAGGAGUAUCAUAUAACAAACUUUUGGCGAAAUUAGUUGGUUCUCAAUACAAACCGAAUCAGCAAACAGUACUUGUUUCAUCACAUGCCGAACAAUUUAUGCGUGAAUUGGGCGAAUUAAAUCGUAUUACCGGCAUUGGUCAAAAAACCGAAUCUCUUCUACUCGAAAGUGGAGUGGCAAAUGUUGAAGAACUGCAAAGAUGCGAAUUAGAUUUUUUACGUAAAAAAUUUGGUUAUGAAACUGCUGUCAAAUUAAAAGAUUUGGCCUUUGGCCGUGACACAAGUGGGGUACGUCCAACUGGUAAACCAAAAAGUAUUGGUUUAGAGGAUUCUUGUAAACCUAUAUCUGUACGAAAUGAUGUCGAAGAACGCUUUCGUAUGUUGUUGAUGAGACUAAUGGAACAGGUCGCUGAAGAUGGUCGAAUACCAAUUUGUUUGAAAAUAAUUUUGCGUAAAUUUGAUGCCCAAAAGAAGAGUAGUCAUCGGGAAACCAAGCAAGCUAAUAUACUUCCGUCUCUUUUCAAAUCAACAUCUUGUACAGACACAGGUGGACCUAAAGUCAUGUUAGCAGAGGGUGCUCAAGAAAAGCUUUUAAAAAUCAUUAUGCGUUUAUUCGAACGUGUUGUGGAUAUGAAUAAACCUUUCAACAUCACUCUGAUAGGUUUAGCAUUUUCAAAGUUUCAACAACGCAAAGUUGGAUCAUCGUCUAUAGCAAAUUUCCUUAUCAAGAAAACAGAUUUGGAGGUUCAAUCCAUAACAUCUCUUACUAACACAGAUGUCAUCGAGGCCAAUUCGGAGGGUUCAUCAACGUCAACAAACUCGACUUCGCCGAUGCCCUGUAAUGAUGAAGCAUUUCGUUCAUCGCCUACAACGUUUCAACCAAGUGACCAAUUUUAUCGUCGUCGAACAACUGCUGCUUCUCCCAUUCCUAUGUUAAUCGACAAUGGUUCAGAGUCUGGAGCUACUAAUUCAGACUUUUCCGACUUUUCGGAAACAGAAGUAGAGCCUUCACCCAAAAAGAGUCGUAUUAGCCGUUUGAUUAUGAAUAAACGACGUUGUUUCGGUAGUUCAGCCAUUUACAAUUCCACUGGCGAUACACCUGCUGAAGUUGCUUCUCCGAGUAAAUUACGCGUUUGCGAUUUACGGUUAAAUUCAAGGGACAGCGAUCGAGAUUUUCCCAUGAGCCCAAGCUCAGCGACACCCUCGUCAACGACAAGCACAGCGACCAGCCUAACCAACACACCUUCAACAUCGCACUCAUCUACUACUACUGCCAGUGUUUGCAAUAAUAUGCAACGAUUUUGUCCGGUACAAUCUCCACCUUCAACUCUUUUAAGUCGUAUUGACCGUUUAGAAGAUUUUCGUGCAAAUGCUUUAAUUUUUGCACGUAGACAUUCAUUAGCAUCUUCAUCAACCACAGUUUCCCCAUUGGCGUCUCCUAUGGACGAUUGCGUUGACUCACAAACACUGCCAGUUGCUUUAUCAUCCCCACAGUUGGAAAAGGUCGAUGAAGAGAAAUUAUCAACAACCAUCACUGGUAAUCUUUCAAACAUUCCCUGUCCGGCUGGGGUUGAUCCUCAGGUUUUCAAUGAGUUACCGGUAGAUGUACAAAACGAACUGAUAGCAUCAUGGCGUUCUUCCUUGGCUGCAGCAGCAGCUGCUGUAGCCAAUGGAAAUAUGUCUCAAAGUAGUGGAACACCCUCAACAACUCAAACACAAACAACUGCAAAUGCGGCAGCCAAGGCCGGUGGUAAUGUUGUCAAUACGAAUGGCGCUCAGAAAAAUACCCUUUAUAGAUAUUUUUUGCGAAAUAAAUGAUUUAAAACUGGCUGUCGUUUUCGUAUUUAAAAAAUUGAAUCUACUCUUUCUGAUUUAUUCAAACACAAUUUUAUGAGAUUUUGUUAUUGUUUUUAUUUAAUACAAUUUUUUUUAACAUGAAUUGUUUUUUUAUUUUACUUUUUUAUUACCAUAAUUUUAUAAUAAUUUUAACUGAGAUUUGAUCUAAAUAAUGAAAAUCUGUUCUGGUUAAUACGACCGAUCAUCUAUCACUGUCAUUAAUACAAAAGUUAAGAAAAAAAGUAUAUUUUUGAGUAACAAUAAUUAUUUUUACUAAUGUAGUGUUUUAAAAAUGUUUUUACCAAUAAAAUUACAAAUAUAAAUAAAAUUAAACAAAAAUGUUUUUAUAAAGGUUUCAUAAUAUAGGAUCAUU